GGAAGGUUCAAUAGGCCUGGAUGGACUCUUCCUCCCCUGCCUGCAUGGGAUCUACUUGUCCAUGCUCAUAUUAACAGGCAUUAUGCUUCGUGUCUUACAGGUCGUGUCUGCGCAUGGAGGUUCCGUGACUUGGUCUAUAUCAGGGACUCUUGUGUUAUACCGUCUUCCAUCCGAUCUGGCGAUCACAGUUCUAGUUAUGUCCCCCUGUCGCCGGCUUUUCAUCAGGGUCACGUUCAUUUUGCGAGUCAGUUUGCAUUCGUUGAUACGUACAUGCAUUGAGAAUCUGUUAGCCAAUAGAAUUCUGCAGUAAAUACUAUUAUAAUGCUCAC
Messenger RNA from Truncatella angustata, 329 nucleotides. RefSeq lists its product as uncharacterized. The coding region runs from base 62 to 310 and encodes 82 amino acids. The transcript has a single exon. The record is from RefSeq and is a predicted model, not a curated record. Lineage: Eukaryota; Fungi; Ascomycota; Sordariomycetes; Amphisphaeriales; Sporocadaceae.